Molecule: messenger RNA, 7062 nt
Organism: Plasmodium knowlesi strain H
Lineage: Eukaryota; Apicomplexa; Aconoidasida; Haemosporida; Plasmodiidae
Product: DNA-directed RNA polymerase II subunit RPB1, putative
Exons: 1
Coding region: 1-7062 (2353 amino acids)
Biological process (GO): transcription by RNA polymerase II
Cellular component (GO): RNA polymerase II, core complex
Molecular function (GO): DNA binding
Source: RefSeq, a predicted model, not a curated record
AUGACGGUCGACCUCAACGUGCCCUACUCGGCCUGCGAGCUGAAGAGGGUGAAACGCCUGGAGUUGGGCGUCCUGGAUCCAGAAAUUAUAAAAAAAAUAGGCGUAUGCGAAAUUGUAAAUGUAGACCUAUACAAAGAUGGGCUCCCAAGGGAAGGAGGUCUAAACGACAUUCGCAUGGGGACCAUAGACUACAAAACUUUAUGUGGGACGUGUAACAUGAACGUAAAAUAUUGCCCCGGACACUUUGGCUACAUCGAACUAGCCAAACCGAUGUACCACUAUGGGUUUAUGAAUGUCGUGUUGAAUGUAUUAAGGUGUGUGUGCUACCAUUGUGGCAGAUUAUUGUGUAAUAUGAACAACUCCAAGGUGAAAUACAUCGAGAAAAUCAAGGUUAAUAGUUUGCGACUGAAGAGAUUAUCUGACGUGUGCCAAGGAAUUAAAGUAUGUGACCACUCCUCUCCACAAGAAGAAGAUUCUCUACAUCUGAAUGACAACGCAGUGGAUAACUUCUACAAUAACAAUUUGAGUAACUUAAAUGUAAACCAACAAAUGCUUCUAAACCCUAACAGCUACAGUAACAUUUUCGAAAUGGUCAAUAAAGAAGACGUGGACUGUGGUUGUGUGCAGCCGAAAUACUCAAGGGAAGGACCAAACAUGUUUAUUCAAUUUUUACACUCAAGUGAGGAAGACAUAGAUGAAAGUAAGAGAAAAUUAAGUGCAGAAGAAGCCUUAGAAAUUUUGAAGAAAAUCAGAAAAGAAGAAAUGCCCAUUCUUGGAUUCGAUUCAGAUAGAUGCAUCCCCGCUUCAUUAAUUUUAACAUUCAUUCCCAUACCUCCUCCAUGUGCCAGGCCAUAUGUACAGUAUGGUAACCAGAGGAGUGAAGACGACCUGACAUUGAAACUGCUAGAUAUUGUAAAAACAAACAUACAGUUGAAGAGGCAAACGGAUAGGGGGGCCAAAUCGCAUGUCCUGCAAGAUCUGUGUGCCCUACUGCAGUUUCACAUUACCACCUUGUUCGAUAAUGACAUCCCGGGGAUGCCUAUAGCUACUACACGUUCGAAGAAGCCUAUUAAAGCCAUACGGACAAGGCUAAAGGGGAAGGAAGGAAGGCUACGAGGAAAUUUAAUGGGAAAACGUGUGGACUUCUCAGCCAGAACAGUAAUUACGGGAGAUCCAAAUUUAAAUAUUGACUACAUAGGAGUGCCAAAAUCAGUGGCCAUGACAUUAACAUUCUGCGAAACGGUUACUCCACUGAAUUACGAUGACAUGAAGAAAUUGGUGGAAAGAGGUCCAUACGAAUGGCCAGGAGCGAAAUAUAUCAUCAGGGACAAUGGCACAAAGUAUGAUCUCAGACAUGUAAGAAAAAAUUCUGAGAGGGAAUUAGAAUAUGGAUACAAGGUUGAACGACACAUGACAGAUGAAGAUUAUAUCCUCUUCAAUCGACAACCUUCUCUUCACAAAAUGAGUAUCAUGGGACAUAAGGCGAAAAUAUUGCCGUACUCUACCUUCAGGCUAAACCUAGCUGUUACUUCUCCUUACAAUGCAGAUUUUGAUGGUGAUGAAAUGAAUUUGCACCUUGCGCAGUCUCAUGAGACUAGAUCAGAAAUUAAGCACCUCAUGAUUGUGCAGAAGCAAAUCGUCUCUCCGCAGGGUAAUAAACCUGUUAUGGGAAUUGUGCAGGAUUCCCUCUUGGCCAUAAGAAAAUUUACAAGACGAGAUAACUUUCUCACAAAAGAAGAAGUGAUGUCUUUACUCAUUUGGAUCCCCUACUGGAAUCAUGUGAUACCUACUCCUGCCAUUAUGAAGCCCAAGGCCCUGUGGACAGGAAAACAAAUAUUCUCUAUGCUUCUCCAGUUUGAAGAUUUAGAAAGGCUCAACGACCCGUUAGGUAAUUCCAAGAUGAUGGGGGCUACCCAUGGUAGUGGAUUCAGAGUAGAAGACGAAAUGAGUCGAGGAAACAACAGUAGUGGCGCACACCUCCACCCCCAUAGCCCCCUAGCCAUUGGAGAUACAGUAAACAGUAACGUAAAAAAUCAAUUCACCGGAAACGAAGGGACUGGCACGAACAGUGCAGAUGGCACAUUCAAAGGAAUAAGCGGAUGGGGGAGGAAUGUAAAAAUAAACUUGAUGAGAGAUUCCUCAACCUCGUGUAAAGAUGACAAUCCAUACUGCUCCGUCAACGAUGGAAAAGUGAUCAUAAAAAAUAACGAGCUCCUGUGUGGAAUUAUAUGCAAACGCACAGUGGGUUCCUCUAGCGGAUCGUUGAUUCACAUUCUAUGGCACGAAAUGGGUCCAGACAAAACCAAAGAUUUCAUUUCCGCAUUGCAGAAGGUUACCAACAAUUGGUUAGAAUAUAUCGGAUUCACAGUGAGUUGCUCGGACAUUAUAGCUAGCAACAAGGUUCUCGAUAAGGUAAAGGAUAUUCUAAACAAGUCCAAAAGGGAGGUGUCCAAAAUUGUGAAGAAAGCGCAGAGAGGAGAGUUAGAAUGUCAACCUGGAAAGUCCCUUUAUGAAUCCUUCGAAACGAGAGUAAAUAACGAACUAAACUGUGCUCGUGAAAUGGCAGGAAAGGUGGCCUCGGAAAGUUUGGAUGAAAGAAACAACAUCUUCAGUAUGGUGGCUAGUGGUUCCAAGGGGUCCAUCAUUAACAUUUCACAAAUCAUAUCUUGUGUGGGUCAACAAAAUGUUGAAGGGAAGAGAAUUCCCUUUGGAUUUAACCACAGAUCCUUACCACAUUUUAUUAAAUUUGAUUACGGUCCAGAAAGUAGGGGGUUUGUCUCCAAUUCGUAUUUGAGUGGACUCACCCCACAGGAAGUAUUCUUUCAUGCCAUGGGAGGAAGAGAAGGUAUCAUCGAUACAGCCUGCAAAACGUCGGAAACGGGUUACAUACAAAGGAGAUUAAUCAAAGCGAUGGAAGAUGUUAUGGUUCAGUAUGAUCGAACCGUUAGAAAUUCUUAUGGAGAUAUUAUUCAGUUUCUCUAUGGGGAGGAUGGAAUGGCUGGAGAAUAUAUAGAAGAUCAAAUUAUUGAUCUGAUGAAGCUAGAUAAUAAAGAAGUGAAAAAAUUAUACAAGUACAACUUUGAUGAUGAUGAAGAUGAUGACCUUGAGGACAGUUACGGGAAGGAUUUCUACCUGAACAAUGGACAAAGCAGGAAGAACUCCUAUAUUGAUUACAACAAACAAAAUGUACUGAAUCAGGAAUUUGAGGAGCUACUAAAGUGCAAAAAUAACAUUUGCAAGGAAAUAUUCCCCGAUGGAGAUGUAAGGCAACACUUACCCAUCAACAUGAACCGACUCAUCGAAUUCGCCAAAUCACAAUUCCCCUUUGUUCCUGUUGUCGGUAGUAAAGUGAAGGACCCCAUUAGUGCUAGUAGGAUGAGACCCAAGAUGGGCACCACCAAGAGGAAGUUAAAGAAAGGGAAGAAACUUCCCCCACGAAAUGAGACGAAAGCCAUUGCUGACGGGGCUUUAGGAGAUCCGAAUGACCAAUUGCAGAACAGCGAAUUCAUGUCGGAGAUUAAGAAGGAGUACGAGACGAACGAUCUCGCCAGUGCCAUGAAGGGCCAGGGCGCGUACAGCGGCUUUGAGCCCUUCGACGAGAAUCUCUCAGAAGGACCAGGUCGCAACGGCAGCGAAGACGAAGAAGAUGAUGACGAUGAAGACAAUGACGAUAGUGACGACGAAAGCGAUAGCAAGGACCAAUCCUUUAUCAAUCCCGUAGAUAUCGUGCACAAGGUCAACCGAUUCCUGGAGAAGCUAGUCAUUAUCAAACAGAUCAACAGCAAUGACACCCUCUCGCUCGAAGCCCAGAACAACGCCACUGUGCUUCUGAAGGCCCAUUUGAGAACCUAUUUAAAUUCGAAGCUUCUGACUCAGACACAUAAGAUCAGUAUGAAGGGUAUCGAUUGGCUUCUGCAAGAAAUUGAAAAGAAUUUCUAUAAGUCAUUGUGCCACCCUGGAGAAUGCGUGGGCGCGUUAGCAGCGCAGUCCAUUGGAGAACCCGCAACGCAGAUGACGCUGAAUACAUUUCACUUUGCAGGAGUGGGAUCGAAAAACGUAACGUUAGGUGUGCCAAGAUUGAAGGAGUUAAUUAAUAUUGUGAAAAAUGUGAAGACCCCAUCCACAACCAUUUAUCUGGAUGACAUCGUGUCUAAUGAUCAGCAGAAAGCGAAAGAUAUAUUAACUAAACUGGAGUACACAACCCUUAAGCAACUAACAUCGCAUGCACAAAUUAUUUACGACCCGAACACCACAAGUACCAUCCUAGAAGAGGACAAAACGUGGGUGGAUGAAUUUUAUGAAUUCCCGGAUGAGGAUGAUACGCAGUAUACUCUAGGAGAAUGGGUUCUACGGAUUCAGCUAACCAACAUUCACGUGAAUGAAAAAAAACUGACAAUGAAGGAAAUUGUCUGCAUCAUUUAUUCUGUCUUCUCCAGUGAUGAGUUAGAUAUCAUCUACACGGAUGAUAACUCAGAAGAUCUUAUUCUGAGAAUUAGAGUUAAAUACCUUAAUGGGGAAUAUAACUUUCUGAAUGACGAUGCAGACCAGGCGCAAGAGGAUGAGUACGAAGAGGAAGAGGAGGAAGAGGAAAAUUACAACAAAAUAGGUAACACAUUCAAGACGAAGAAGGACGUGGAGGAGGAGGGUGACAACAGGACGACGCAGAACAAGGAAAAUGAUAAAGACGACAACGAAAGUGUCAGUAGCAACCACUCAAGGCAAAACAGCAUAAACAGUGAAAAUCGAUUUGGUAGCGCAAGUGGUAGCGCGAGCGGCACGGAUUUUGAAGAUGAUGAUGGAAAGGGAAACCACAAUCGGGACGAAGGAGCAAAGGAUAAAACGAGUAAGGGUAAAAGUGCGGUGAAAUUGGAAAAACUGAAAGAAGAAAAUGUCAACCGGCCAGAUAACAACCAUGUUCAGGGAUAUGGAGAAACAGAUUUGUUCGGAAAAGAGGUAGGCAAAAGUGGAGAAAGUGAAAUCGGAAGUGAAAAGGGCUCAGGCACGGCGGAAGACAUGUUCGGGAAGUCCAAUUUAAAAAACACAGAAGAAGAUAUACACACCGCGAAGGGCAGAAACAGCAUCAGUGGCACGAACGGGGGUGUGGGUACCACCGGCGGAAACGUUCCCAAUGGAAAUAAUACAGGGAGUCUAGAUAUGAACAACAUGCGGAACAUAAAUAAUUUGAGCAACCCGAUUCACAUGAAGGAAGAUACAGAGGAUACAUUCUUAAAAAAACUGAUGGAGCAGUGCCUAUCAACAUUGAAGUUAAGGGGAAUAGAAAAUAUUACCAAAGUGUACAUGAGAGAAGAAUCUAAAAUAACCUACGACUCCAACAAUGGGAAGUUUGUGAGAAGUUCACAUUGGGUGUUAGAUACAGAUGGAUGUAACCUGGAACAUAUUUUCUGUGCUCCCCAUGUGGAUUAUAAAAAAACAAUUUCAAAUGACAUAGUGGAAAUCUUCGAAGUAUUAGGAAUAGAGGCAGUGAGAAGAGCUCUUCUAAAAGAAUUGAGAACUGUCAUUUCAUUUGAUAGCUCCUAUGUUAACUACAGGCAUCUCUCCAUCCUCUGUGACGUGAUGACUCAAAGAGGCUACCUAAUGUCUAUAACAAGACAUGGCAUCAAUCGAGUGGAUAGGGGUCCACUAGUCAAAUGUAGUUUUGAAGAAACGGUGGAAAUACUCCUGGAAGCAGCUGCCUUUGCACAGGUGGAUAACCUUAAAGGAAUAACGGAGAAUAUCAUGUUGGGCCAAUUAUGCAAAAUAGGCACAGGCGUUUUUGAUAUCAUUAUAGACAACCAAAAGCUGAGUGAUGCAAAUCAAAAUUUAGAGACCAUGAUGGACAUUACCAGUGCUGGGUUCACUACUCCAGAUAGUCACCAUGGAAUCACGCCAGAUGGAUUACAAUCUCCCGUAGCUAUUAACACGCUAAAUUCCCCUCUGCCUUUCUCUCCAACAUAUAACGUUAAUUUGUUGUCCCCCACAGCUCCCCUUGACAGUGUCAACGGUAUCUUAUCUCCCCAGUGUCUACAGAAUUAUGCAGAUGGAAGUGCUGGUGGUGAAAACAUUAUGUCUCCAUCCAAAAACGACUUUAACAAUUUGGACACGUUAAAAUUGGGAGGCAAAUUUUCUCCUACACAAUCACCCAGGUCACCCACCUCAGUUAUCCACUCCCCCUUCUCCCCAUUUGAUAAUAAUAAUCAGCAACCACUCGAUCCAGGCAUGAUGUUAUUCUCUCCAAAGAAUAACCAAAACAAUAGUAGCAGUAUGGCCAUGAUGAAUUACAAUGUAUUUUCCCCCAAGGCAAAUUUAGAUAACAUACACUCUCCUGCUAUGUUGUACUCUCCUAAUCGUCCCUUAGAUAUAUUUUCCCCGAAGCAGCAGACGCAGAACAAUAUUUACUCCCCUUCCUAUUCGCCCACCUCCCCCACUUAUCACUUGUCCAGCAAUGUGAAUGCUGGUGGCUCCUCUGGUUUGAAUGAUACAAAGGCUUUUUACUCUCCGACAUCUCCAAAAAAUCAGAUGGACGAGAUGAACCCCAAUAUGAUGAAGUACCACAGUGUCCUUUCGCCGGCCUACGCUGUUACCUCUCCGAAAUACUCACCCACAUCGCCCAAGUAUUCUCCAACGUCCCCCAAAUACAUGCCCACUUCGCCCAAAUAUUCCCCCACGUCGCCCAAGUAUUCCCCCACUUCGCCUAAGUAUUCGCCAACAUCUCCAAAAUAUUCUCCCACUUCGCCACAGUACUCUCCUACAUCACCUGUCCCCAACAGCCCCAGUAGUCCCCACUAUUCGCCCUACGCCAUAGCGUCUCCCAAAUUUUCGCCCACGUCGCCCGCAUAUUCCAUCUCCUCUCCUGUGUAUGACCAAAGCAGUAACGCUAGGAAUAGGAAUCAGCACCCCCUUUCCCCCGCGUACAUUCUACAGUCUCCCGUGCAGGUCAAGCAGCACAUCCAAGACGUCAGCGUCUUUUCCCCCAUCCAACAGGCCAAUGCCGACGAGGCGCAGAACGACGACCCCUUCUCCCCGGUGCCCUACAACAUGGAGGAGGACGAAAUGGAACAAUAG